AUUAAUUUGACAAGCAUGGAAGGUCCCGGAAGAGACUUUGUAGACCCAAUCGAUGAACCAGACAACCAAGACGAAAGCCCAUCUCAAUUGGAUGAAAGAUUUCAGCAGCCAAGCUCUGAGGGGCACCUAGACUUUGGGCAAGCAUCCUCAAUACCAGAAUUAUCAAUUUCAAACUCAAGCAUUUUACUAAGAGCAAUGACUUGGAAUCGAGAGUCCUACGGUCUAUUUGACUAUGAAUCCCAGAAUUUAAAAUGAAAAGACAUGCAGUUAUACAAGGAAGGUAUGAUUAUAAGAAAUUGAGCAGAAGUAUCCUACAGAGAUUCUUCUGAAGAGACUCCCAGCAAUAACCAAGGGGAGACUAUUCUGAUCAAAAUUAAGAAAUAGCAAUAACCUAAAAUACGAAAUGCAGCCUAUCAACACUAACCAGCCAAAUGAUAGGCUUUGGAUGGUCAUCAGGAACUUCAAAGAGGAAGGUUACAAAAUCAAAGAUCAUGACAUUAUUAAACUUGGAAGGAUGAAAUUCCGGGUGAAGGAAUUUCGUACGGAUACCCACUACUUCAAUGAAUUAGAUUCCGAAACUCCUCACCAAGGCUUCGAUGAAAUCAAAAAUAUUGAGGAUACAGAAGAUCUAUGCGACGAUGAUGAGAAAGAAGAGAACCCAGCAUGCAGGUUCUGAUGGAUUGCUGAUCAUACCAAAGAUAAUCCAAUAUUCAGGUCUUGAAAUUGUAAAGGAAGCAUCAAGUUUAUUCAUUUUCAAUGAAUAAAAGCUUGGAUCAUCUCAAAAGCCUCCGUUAAAGGGGAGGAUACCCACACAACUAUGAAUUGGAAACAAUUCGAAUGCGAAUUAUGUAAGAUGCCCUACCCUUACUGUUUCAAAUAUCUUGGAGAGAGAUGGAAUUUGGUCGAUUUAAAGCGCCCUAAAGAUAAUGAGACCCCUUUCAUAAUACUGGAAUCGCUAAACUCAGAAAAGAACUCCUCUCGUACAAUCCACACAGUCGUUAUUAAAUCAGAUAAGAGAAUUUUCCAGUUGGGAAGAGGCCAUGAUUCUGACCUGAGAAUCAAUGAUAUUUCAGUCUCACGGAGGCAUGCUGCUUUAGAAUACAGGGAAGAUGGAUUCUACAUUGUUGAUUACCAAAGCAAGUUUGGCACACUAGUCCUUGAGAGCGGAAAUGUUGAAAUAAAAGAAGAUACUCAUCAAACAAUUCAAGUUGGCCGCACAAUUAUUACAGUAAAAGUCAGAACUGAGUCCAAAGUUCCGGAAUUCUUGACUCAAAACAUGAGCAAAAACAAUCAGGUCAAGUUUGACCCAGAUUUUGAAGACAAGGAGUACAAAGUUAUCGAAAUUAAAGGAAAAAGGUAUUUAAUAAAACCAGAAUCUCCUAAUAAUGACCCCACCCCAAACGAAGAGUGCAUGGUCUUUGAAGAAGACCACAAGGAAGAAUAUGAGUAAUACAAGCAGUGAUUAAGAAAUAUUAAAUUAAGGGCAGUUGUUAGUUCAG
This is a messenger RNA of Moneuplotes crassus, 1499 nucleotides long. Lineage: Eukaryota; Ciliophora; Spirotrichea; Euplotida; Euplotidae. The record is from the annotation of a GenBank genome assembly.